UAAACUGAACUGUUACUUUUUGCAGUAAACAAGCAAAAUGGCAGACGUCGCAGUUCCCGCCGACAGGAAGGCUCCCCCAAAGUUCAAGCAGAGGGCCAUGCGCACAUUCAAGAGCAAGGCCCCCAAACCAGGCCAGAAGGGAUUCGGAGACGACAUCCCCGGCAUGGAGGGCCUGGGCACUGACAUCACCGUGGUCUGCCCAUGGGAGGCAUUCGGAGACAUGGAGCUGAGCGACCUGGCCAAGUACGGAAUCGUUUAGUCCUCGUCGUCUUCCGUCCCCGAUCCUUCCCUUACAGCCGAGCAGACGCACUAGCGAAGAGGCAGCUCAUAGACACUG
Messenger RNA from Periophthalmus magnuspinnatus, 337 nucleotides. Its product is annotated as retinal cone rhodopsin-sensitive cGMP 3',5'-cyclic phosphodiesterase subunit gamma-like. Gene Ontology annotation, cellular component: photoreceptor outer segment membrane. Gene Ontology annotation, biological process: visual perception; positive regulation of epidermal growth factor receptor signaling pathway; positive regulation of G protein-coupled receptor signaling pathway. The transcript has 2 exons. Lineage: Eukaryota; Metazoa; Chordata; Actinopteri; Gobiiformes; Gobiidae. Gene Ontology annotation, molecular function: cGMP binding; 3',5'-cyclic-nucleotide phosphodiesterase activity. The coding region runs from base 38 to 259 and encodes 73 amino acids. The record is from RefSeq and is a predicted model, not a curated record.